Cygnus atratus (black swan) is the source of this 588-nucleotide messenger RNA. It is a transcript of the gene PNOC, whose product is annotated as prepronociceptin. Gene Ontology annotation, biological process: chemical synaptic transmission; neuropeptide signaling pathway; sensory perception. The record is from RefSeq and is a predicted model, not a curated record. The transcript has 3 exons. The coding region runs from base 1 to 588 and encodes 195 amino acids. Gene Ontology annotation, molecular function: opioid receptor binding. NCBI's taxonomy places the organism in Eukaryota, Metazoa, Chordata, Aves, Anseriformes, Anatidae. Gene Ontology annotation, cellular component: dendrite; neuronal cell body; axon terminus.
AUGAGGGCCGUGCUCUGGGACCUGCUGCUGCUCUGCCUCUUCGCCCGGGCACGGGGCGACUGCCGGGGGGACUGCCUGCGCUGCGACCGCCAACUCUACAGGGACAGCUUCGACGUCCUCGUCUGCAUCCUGGAGUGCGAAGGCGAAGCUGUGCCGCGGGCCACCUGGGAGAUGUGCGCCGCCUCCAACCGAGCCGCCCCGCGGCGGGGGGCCACCGGUGCCGGCGUCUUUGGUGCCGCGGGGCCGGCGGAGGCGGCGGCGAGCCCGCUGCAGGUAAGCGAGCUGCUGCGGCGGCGGGACGCCGAAGACGGAGGCGCGGGGACGGCGCCGGGCGCUUUCCCGUCGCGGGACGAGGACAUUUCCCGGCGGCUCGGCGGUGGCUUCCCGCGGGGGACGCGCGGCUCGUGGCCGGUGGCCCGAGGGGUGCAGAAGCGGUACGGGGGCUUCAUCGGGGUGCGCAAGUCGGCGAGGAAGUGGAACAACCAGAAGAGGUUUAGCGAGUUCCUGAAGCAGUACCUGGGCAUGUCGCCCCGCUCCACGUUCCGGCACCGCGUCCCGGCACCCGCCACCAGGCACAGGCAAAAUUAG